AUGUUUCUGCGUGUACUUAUUGUCUGCACUAUCGUUGCUUGUGUAACCAGCACACCGACAAUUGUCAGAAGUAUAGCAGAUUGUAGUAUUACCGAAGAUGGUAUUACCCAUUACUCUGGCCAACAGGCAACGAGCAAAUUUGGCGAAGAAUGUGAACUGUGGAGUCAUUUGCAAACGGUUUUCCCCUCUGUUGUCACUGAACCAAACUUCUUUAAUGAUGCGUCGGUAAAAGAGGCAAAAGACUACUGUCGAAAUCCGAAUAAUAGCCCUGAUGGGCCUUGGUGCUAUGUCCUUCAUAGUGAUAAAUUCGAACCAAAACCAUGCGGUGUCUGUGAAAGUCUUACCACAAGACCCACGUCAACAACAUAUCACGAAGAGGCUGUUGAAACAGCCACAGAUGCUAUUAGUAAGAGCUUCUUCGAAAACCUACGCGACGAAAUUAUGCGAAUUGGCGGUCAUAUUCGAAGCAAGUUCCUUGAAUUUAUUGAACGUUUCAAAGCCAAAUUCGCAUGA
Adineta ricciae is the source of this 513-nucleotide messenger RNA. NCBI's taxonomy places the organism in Eukaryota, Metazoa, Rotifera, Eurotatoria, Adinetida, Adinetidae. The record is from the annotation of a GenBank genome assembly.